Molecule: messenger RNA, 621 nt
Organism: Macrosiphum euphorbiae (potato aphid)
Lineage: Eukaryota; Metazoa; Arthropoda; Insecta; Hemiptera; Aphididae
Source: the annotation of a GenBank genome assembly
AUGUCAGAUUCGCCUAGGCCCAGAGGAUUGAAUACUUCGAGUGUUGGGAAGUCCUCACCGGCUCGUGAAGUGGAUGUUCAUGCCGGUCGGCCCGCACAAGGGCACAGCGGUAAUCUGACUGGGAACCGUCGUAUAUUGAAAGACACCACAGCAGAUAUAUUCAAUCGUAUGCAGCAAUGGAAAAUCUACCAAGACAGGGGAUGUGUUGUGAUAUCAAAUAUAUUCAAUUUGCGAAUGGAAACGUCAAACAUUAGAUUUCCAGAUCAGCUUGAAGGUUUAGUGAAGGAACUAAAAAAACUUUGUGAGGAAAUGAAUGAUAUUGUUGAAGGGCUCAAAAUUAAACUAAAGAAUCUUACAGCUGUAUCAGUUUUAGAAAAAGGCAAUUCAACACCACUUUUCAUAUCAUGGACAACAGAACAUUUUUGUAAAGUAACUGAGAAAAUAUUAAGAGCUUAUCAAAGAGAACAGAAACUACAUCAAAGUCUUCUAUUGAGAAUAGCAGAUAACACGGAUCCUGAUAUUCUGUUAUUUUAUCUUUCAUGUUGGACAUAUCAACCAUAUUUAGAUCAUAGCAUAGAAAAAGAAUUACAUUGUAUGAUUAAAGAGACUAGACAUGUAUGA